Molecule: messenger RNA, 813 nt
Organism: Saccoglossus kowalevskii
Lineage: Eukaryota; Metazoa; Hemichordata; Enteropneusta; Harrimaniidae
Product: galactose-3-O-sulfotransferase 2-like
Source: RefSeq, a predicted model, not a curated record
AUGUUCAAUAUACGUAAGAUCAUUCGUGUCCCUUGGAAUCAGUACAACAUCUUUACUCACCACGCUAGACUUAAUGUUAGCGAUAUCCGUCAGCUGAUGCCAAAUGAUGCACUAUACAUUACGAUUUUACGCAACCCAGUGAUUCAGUUUGAGUCACUUUUCAACUACUACAAAUUGGGAAAUUAUUUGAAAGUUGAGGCCGGAAAUGUCAGUCAACUACAAACGUUUUUAGAAGCUCCAGAAACCUACAACCGUAACCCUUAUACAAAAAACAACUAUUUGUAUGACCUGGGAUUCAACAACAUUGACUGGAUGUCACCACCGAAGAUCCGCAACACCAUUAAAAUGGUUGCCGACAUGUUUGACUUUGUAUUUAUUGCGGAGUACUUUGAUGAAUCGUUGAUUUUGUUACGCCAUGCCAUGUGCUGGGGCAUCAGAGACAUUGUGUACUUCAGUCAAAAUGCGCGUAAUCACAAUACAGUUAGAAAAGUAACUCCUUGGAUGGAGGAACGAAUUAAGGAAUGGAACACUGCAGACUAUCAACUGUACACGUAUUUUAAUGAGACAUUUUGGAAGAAAGUUGUCGACUUUGGAAUUGAUAGAAUGGAGAGAGAGAAAGCAGCUUUGAGGGAACAGGUGACGGCCUACAGAGAAGAGUGUAUUGAUGACGUCAUUGACAACGGUGACGGGGUUUGGCAUUUGUCUGGAGUAAAGAUUCGAAGUAAUACAUUGAAAGCAUCGGCUAAAAAUAACACAGUCUUGCGUACAGAUGACAACACCGGAACUCAGUUUCACUCGCCAGGUAGUCGAUAA